This is a messenger RNA of Lolium perenne, 2659 nucleotides long. RefSeq lists its product as uncharacterized. Lineage: Eukaryota; Viridiplantae; Streptophyta; Magnoliopsida; Poales; Poaceae. The record is from RefSeq and is a predicted model, not a curated record. Gene Ontology annotation, molecular function: protein serine/threonine kinase activity; ATP binding. Gene Ontology annotation, biological process: protein phosphorylation.
AAGAAGACGACCACACGCGACACGCUCCGGCGAGCGACGGCUCCACGCGCGCGCACCAGCCGUACGGGUUUCCAAGUGUACUCUUGUACUUUUCCGCCUCCACGCCCAGCACCAUCCCAUAUCCGUAGCAGCACUACCUCCACGCACGAGCUUGCCCGUCAGCCUGCCUGCGGCUCCCAAGACCGACGACGGCACCUGCUCCAGCCACGACGACCGUACAGCGAAGGUGUACCAGUACAAGAAGCUUCCGGUGAGCUUGCCUGGGACUGAGGCUUCUGUGGCUCUGCCUGAAGACUGACGGCGUUGCGCAACUCUGCAUCUGCUUCUGCUGCCGCGACGACGACGACGACGGAGGCGUAGGCGUACCGAAGCUCCUUCCCCUCAUCUCCAUUCGAUUCGCAGAUUGAUCCAGGUCCAUUCAGUUCAGGCGGAGGGAACGGGGGCGACCGAAUCUGGCCGGAAUGGCGCGCCGGAGCGGAGCGCGGUCGAGCAGUCAAUCCGGGGUCCCGACUACCGCGGGGAGGGAUCAUCGUCAAAUGCGGAUCCUGCUCUAGCAUCCGAGUCCUCUCUGACUGAUCCAGCUCCCGGCUGCAAGCCUGCGCGCGAUCCUGCCGGUGCCGGUGCCGGUGCCGGGCGCUCUGAUCCGGGUAACUAACUAACCCAAGGUUUCUGCGGAGGGGAUGGACGACGACGAGUACUCGUGGGUGCGCCGCACCAGGUUCACGCACUCCGUCGUCAGGUCCAGCUCCAUCUCCGGCAGGCGCUCCUUCGACGAGCAGUUCUACCGCCGCAGCGCCACCGACCCAAAGCAGCAGCAGCAGGCAGGGUUCGACUACUCGGAGCUCAGGGCUCCCGCGCGGAGCCUGCAGCAGCCCAGGGCCAAAGCCGCCGUCCCGGCCUCGCCGGCCAGGCCGUCCAUCCCGAGGGCCAAGCCGGCAGCAGCUUCUUCGCAGGCCGCUGCGUCUUCAGAAGGUCAGCUGAAGCAGCAGCAUGCUGCUACUAGUGAUGAUGGUCUGCUGCCAGCGAUGAAGCAAGGUGGGGAGGUGGGACACAAGGGAAACAUCCUAGGCGUCGAGCCCCUGCAUAUUCCUCCGCGGCAUGCUGUUCAGAGUCCCAAGAGCCAUGGGAGCCCGGACACGCUCGAGUUCUCCUUCCACUCCGAGGAGCAGAGCCUGAGGCUGCAGAGGGUGUGCUCUAGCCCAUCUCCUUUCUCUGCGAACGACGCGACACUAUCCGCCAAACCGGAUGCACGCAGCGUGUCUCUCAGGGUCGUCGGAGACGGAUCAACGAAGCCCAAGAAAAGAUCAAAAUCGCCGAUCCCGACGCGCGUCAUCUCCGAUGUCUUCAGGGAGGCCAAAGCCGCCAGCAAGAGGUUCUCCUCCCCGCAGCGGCCGAGGAAGUCCAGCUCCGCGCGGUUCCUGGAUGAUAGCCCGCCUUUCGCCUUCUCCUCCACGAGGGUGGCGGGGAAGCUGGUCACCAAGAGGGCCUCCUCCUGGCCGAGGAACUCCGAUGCUAGGGUGGCGAAGGUCGCUGCGCUGGAGAUACUUGAGAAGUGGACGGUCGACCGCUCGCAGCUGCUCAUCGGCCAUAAGUUUGCGGCGGGGGCUUAUAGCCGUUUGUUCCACGGAAUCUACAAGGAGGAGCCUGUUGCAGUCAAGUUUAUCAGGCUGCCUGAUGAUGACGAAGAUGAGGAAUUGACUGCUCGCCUGAAGAAGCAGUUCACUGUCGAAGUCACCAUUCUAGCUCGGCUCAAUCAUCGUAAUGUCAUUAAGCUGGUUGGAGCAUGUAGCUGUCCACCUGUCUUUUGUGUCAUCACCGAGUUCCUGUCUGGAGGUUCUUUGAGGUCUUUUUUGCGCAAGCAGGAGUGCAAACAACUUCCGCUGGAGAAGAUUCUCUCCAUUGCCUUGGACAUUGCAUAUGGCUUGGAAUAUGUUCAUUCGCAAGGAGUAAUCCACCGUGAUGUGAAACCUGAGAACAUUCUAUUUGAUGGAGAAUGUUGCGCAAAGGUUGUUGAUUUUGGAGUAGCUUUUGAAGACGUAUACUGCAAUACAUUGGAAGAUGACCCAGGUACAUAUAGAUGGAUGGCGCCAGAAAUGUGUAAGCGGAAGCCGUAUUGUCGGAAAGUUGAUGUUUAUAGUUUUGGCCUUGUCUUGUGGGAAUUGGUUAGUGGUUCAAUGCCUUAUGAAGAGAUGACCCCGCUCCAAGCAGCUUUCGCGGUUGUUAAUAAGAACUUGAGACCGGUUGUUCCUUCGAACUGCCCGGCACCAGUACAACAAUUGAUGGAGCAAUGCUGGUCCGUUCAACCAGACAAGAGGCCUGAGUUUAGUCAAAUAGUUAAAACUCUUGAAAAUCUGAAGAAGGUUCUUGAUAGAGAUGGAACACUUGACAAGAUCCUAGGCGCCAGCUGCCAGGAAGCUCAGGACCAAAACAAGAACAGGCUUGCGAACUGGAUCCAAAAGCUCUCAUAUAGCCAGCCUGAUUUCUCAGGGACUCCACCGCCAAAGCUACUGUAAUUAUGUGUCCUUCCCUUCUCCCCCGAAAUGUGUCCCGUGAUAGAUCACAACUCUGAAAAUCAAUUUUUCUAUGUAUAUAAACACAAAACUACUGAAGACGCAUUUUAUUUACAGAACACAAUAAAAACUUGUCCGCAUUUUGUCUC